This is a messenger RNA of Rasamsonia emersonii CBS 393.64, 1467 nucleotides long. RefSeq lists its product as uncharacterized. The record is from RefSeq and is a predicted model, not a curated record. The transcript is spliced from 6 exons. Gene Ontology annotation, cellular component: membrane. The coding region runs from base 1 to 1467 and encodes 488 amino acids. NCBI's taxonomy places the organism in Eukaryota, Fungi, Ascomycota, Eurotiomycetes, Eurotiales, Trichocomaceae. Gene Ontology annotation, molecular function: carbohydrate:proton symporter activity. Gene Ontology annotation, biological process: carbohydrate transport; transmembrane transport.
AUGCUCCCCCUCAAAGGCAGAUCCUUGCUGGCUGUCGUCACCACCAUCACGUCCCUUGGCUUUUUGAUGAUUGGUUUCGACAACGGCUUGAUGGGCGGGUUUGUUGGAGCCUUCGUCGGCGCUGUCAUUACGUCCCUCGUCGGGGAAAGCCUCGGUCGUCGCAAGAGUAUUGCCACUGGCUCGACCAUCAUGAUCGUUGGCGCCAUCCUCCAAGCAACGGCCUACUCGCGUGCACAGCUCAUCGUCGGCAGAAUUGUAUCCGGUAUCGGCAUGGGCUUUAUCAACUCGACGACGCCGGUCUUUCAAUCCGAGUUUUCGCCCCAGGGCAGCCGAGGAGUCUUCGUCUGCAUGCAAAUCUCCACACUCAACUUCGGCAUCAUGCUCGUCUACUGGAUCGAUUUCGCCUUCGCCAACAUCCCCACCAGCGCUGCCUGGCGCGUUCCUACCAUCCUGCAAUGCUUCUUUCUGUGUCUGCAGCUUCUGCUCCUGCCUUUGGUCCCUGACACGCCGCGGUGGUACGCGAAUCACGAUCGACCGGAGGACUCGCUCAUGGUUUUGAGGAGACUCUUCCAGCACCGCAAGUCGGAAGAGUAUAUCUUGCGGCUUCACCGGGACAUCGUCCAGGCUGUUGCUGUGGAAAGGACGCUUGGCGCUGGGACCUGGAAGGAUAUCCUCAAGAGCGACAUCAUCAAAAGUAGACGCAGGUUUCUGCUUGCGUGCGGAAUCCAGAUCAUGCAGCAGCUGGGGGGGAAUAACGCGGUACUUUGUAAACAUAUCCAUGAUAUUUGCAGAUCCCUCAAAAUCAAUUCUUCUAACUGUGCUAAUGAUGCCGCAGACUAUGCGAACACGCUCUUCCAGAACAGCGUCGGAUUCUCUACCCACAUGGCUGGCCUCAUGUCCGGGUAUCUGAACACCUGGUUCUUCGUCGCCUCGUUCAUUCCGUACCUUCUGAUCGAUCGUGUUGGUCGUCGACCAUUAUUAAUGUCCAUGAUCGGCCUCAUGGGCGCCGUCAUGGCCGUGCAAGCAGCGUUGAUCUACCAAGUACAGUACAACACUCCCAUAUCCAGACCCGCAGGCAUCGCUGCGUCGGCCAUGUUGUUUGUGUACCUUGGUGCUUUUGCUGUGGGCUUUCAGUCUACUGUUUGGGUGUAUCCAUCGGAGAUUCUUCCCCUGCGUCUUCGGCAGCGAGGGUCGUCCGUCUCCACAGCCUCGAACUGGAUCUUCAACUACAUGGUUGUGCAAAUCACGCCUCCGUCAAUUCAAAACAUCGGCUGGAAGACAUAUAUCAUUUUUGCCGUGUUCAACGCCUGCUGGGUGCCGUGCAUCUACUUCUUUUAUCCUGAAACUAAGGGGCUGCAGCUGGAGGAUGUGGAUAGGCUGUUCUCGAAGACGGAUGAUCUUACGACGCUGGUGGAUGAUGGGACCAAGACGGACUCGGUCUGUCAUGUUGAGCAUGGCGUGGUUUGA